CUCUCUGGCGCCUCCCCAGCCGCCUGGGCGAGAGCGAGAGGAAACGAGCGGCCGACUGGCCGAGGAAGGGGCGAUGGGCCGCCUCGGAGGGAGCAGGCCGCCCGAGGCUCCGCGGCGGGGCGAAGGAGCCGAACGAGAAGGCGCCGCCGCCAGGCCUCGCCUUCCGCGCUUGGGCCUGGCUUUGGCGUUGCUGGCCGCGCUGCUGGCCGCCAAGUAUUACCGGGACUGCGAGGCGGCCCGGCGGCAGGAGAUGGCUCUGAAAUCUCUGGGGAAUGAAGGCCUCUUUCUCUUCUCCUCCCUGGAUACUAACAACGAUUUGUACAUCAGCCCUGAAGAGUUCAAGCCAAUUGCAGAGAAACUCACUGGUAUUACUCCCGCCUCUGCCCUUGAGGAGGAAGAGGAGGUGCUGGAUCCCGAUGGAGAGGUGCUCUCUGUUGCUGCAAAAUUCCAGCCUCUGCUAAUGGAAACCAUGACAAAGAGCAAGGACGGGUUCCUUGGAAUUUCUCACAUUGCCCUUUCUGGACUUCGUAAUUGGACCGCUCCGGCUUCCCCUACGAGCACAAUGUUUGCCCAGCAGUUCAAGGCUUUCCUCCCACCAAAGAAUAAACUGGAACUGGGUGAUGCUUGGUGGAUAAUUCCCAGUGAACUAAACAUCUUUACUGGAUAUCUUCCCAAUAACCGUUUUUACCCUCCGGCACCUAAGGGUAAAGAGAUCAUCAUUCACAAGCUCCUGAGUAUGUUCCAUCCGCGGCCGUUUGUGAAAACCCGCUUUGCUCCUCAGGGGGCAGUCGCUUGCCUUUGGGCAGUGGCCGAGUUCUACUACAAGAUAGCCUUCAGGAUCCAUGCAGAAUUCCAGCUUAACGAGCCUCCGGAUUUCCCUUUCUGGUUUUCUCCUGCCCAGUUCACUGGCUACAUUGUCCUCUCCAAAGACGCUUCCCAUGUUCGGGAAUUCAAGCUGGCUGUUCCUAACAACAGAUCUCUCAACGUAGACAUGGAAUGGCUGUACGGGGCCCGAGAGAGCAGCAACAUGGAGGUGGAUAUAGGAUACCUUCCUCAGAUGGAGCUGGAGUCUUUGGGACCAUCCAUCCCUUCUGUGAUCCAUGAUGAAAAUGGGAAUGUAAUUAACAGCAGAGACCCCAAAGGGGAACCAAUUCAGUUCAUAUUUGAAGAGAUCACUUGGCUGCAAGAAAUAACUUGGGAAGAGGCAGCCCGCAAGCUAGAAGUUUCUAUGUAUCCAUUUAAGAAAGUUUCCUACCUCCCUUUUACUCAGGCUUUUGAAAGAGCGAAAUCUGAGAGUAAACUGGUGCACUCCAUAUUGUUGUGGGGAGCACUGGACGAUCAGUCCUGCUGAGGUUCAGGGCGAACUCUCCGGGAGACUGUCCUGGAAAGUUCGCCCAUCCUUGCUUUGCUGAAUGAGAGUUUCAUCAGUUCCUGGUCACUGGUGAAGGAGCUAGAAGACUUGCAGGCCAAGAAAGAGAACAAGCUCAACAGCAAACUUGCAGAACUGCACCUUGAAAAGUAUAGUUUCCCCGUGGAAAUAAUGAUCUGCUUGCCCAAUGGCACUGUGGUACACCACAUCAAUGCCAACCACUUCCUGGAUAUUACUUCUAUGAAGCCUGAAGAAGUCGAGAGCAGCAUCUUCAGUUUCUCUGCCAGUUUUGAAGAUCCCUCGACAGCAACCUACCUCCAGUUCCUGAAGGAAGGCCUUCAGAAAGCAAAACCACUCCUGCAGACCUAACAAGAAGGCUACUGUGGUUCACCAAAGAUACAAGAGGUCUUGUCUCCUGACACUCCUCUUACUCUGUACUUUCUAGUGGAGUUCUGUUCUUGAAUGAGAAGGCUCUGGAGUGUCCCUUUGGAAAAUACGGAACAAUAACAAUUAUAGUUGCACACAUUCUUCUUUUGAAGGAGUAUUUUUGAAGGAACUGAAGUUGCCAGGGUCCUAUUGAUGAGUUGGUGGGACUUACGUGAAGUGAGCGCUCAAGAUGCUUGCGCUAGAAAAUUAACUACAGUGCAGCACAGAGGAGAAGAUGGGACAGGUUUCCGAACCAGGGCGUGAGUGAAAAGUUGGAUCUCAGACAGAGACUGAACCAUCACAUUAGUAAAAAGUCUAAGCAUGGCUGUGCUGAUUUAUGAAUCACGUGCCAUCUUCUUGCAGCACCUGGAGCAGGGGCAAAGGUACAGAUUUUUUAUGGGGUGGGUUUGGGGGCAGAGCCAUGCCCCACCCGCCCCUGGGGCAGGGCUGCGCCUCCCCAAGCCCCGCCCUCAGUGCUUAUAAAAGCAGCUCUCCGAGGCCAGGGAUGACAGACUCCCCUACCCUGCCUCCGCCCUUCCCCCCCCCCCCAAGCUGGACUCCCAGCCAGCAGCCAUCAGUCUUUUCUGCACUCCUCUCCGGGCAGAGGCAUAUCUGGGGAAAAUGGAGCCCGGUGCAAAAUCUGAGUUUAGCGCGCCUCCGCCCCGCCAUGGGCGGCCACUGUGAUGCUGGAAUCCACCCCC
Molecule: messenger RNA, 2496 nt
Organism: Sphaerodactylus townsendi
Lineage: Eukaryota; Metazoa; Chordata; Lepidosauria; Squamata; Sphaerodactylidae
Gene: SELENON
Product: selenoprotein N
Exons: 12
Biological process (GO): calcium ion homeostasis; skeletal muscle fiber development
Cellular component (GO): endoplasmic reticulum membrane
Molecular function (GO): calcium ion binding
Source: RefSeq, a predicted model, not a curated record